CUAACUAUAGAAAGUGAUAGAGUUAGAUAUAAUGUUAUUCUUAAAUCUAAAUUAGGUUGUGAUAAACAUUUUGAAUGGUUAAAGAAUAACCACAGUAGAACUGUUGGAAAGUCAACACUAAACAUUUUAUCGAUUAAAAAUAAAAAUUUUGUGAAGGAUUUUUCUGUUGAUGGUUUUUACGGAUACACUGCCUUGUUUACUCAAGAAUUUGCUAGUAAAGAAUUAACGCAGAGAGAUGAAGUCGCUGUUGUGGAACAAGAUUUUAUUAUGAAAACUAAUUAUGUGGUUCCACGUGAUGUCCAGAACGCCAUAAUCCCAAAUCGAAAUUUGGAUCGUAUGGAUCAAAAAGAUUCGGUUUUAGAUGGAGAAUAUGAAUUUCCUGAUACAGCAGAUGAUUUAAUAAUGUUUCUGAAUUAUAGUGGUAUAUUUAAGGAGCACUCAGAAUUUGGAGGACGUGCUAAAUCUGGUGGCUUUUUUUGCGAUAAUUGUACUAGUGAUGAUGACGAAAAUGGACAUGGAACUAAUGUUGCUGGAAUUGUGGCCGGUAAAAAUUUUGGUGUCGCAAAGAAAUCUACGCUAAUUUCCAUAAGAGUUCUCGAUCAAAACGGUAAUGGUAACGUUUCGGUUGUUUCAGCAGGUGUUCUUUCUGAAUUUGAUAUUAGUGCAUUGGCGGGAACUUCUCAAGCAGCACCAUUUGUUACUGGUACAAUUGCACUUAUUAUUGCUAAAGAUGGUAAUACAAGUCCAAAAAAAAUGGCUACUGUAUUGAAGGAUUUGUCAAUUAAAAAUGCAGUAGAUUUUGGUGGUAACAAAACUGUUGAAAAAGGUACUCCAAAUAAUUUGGUGCGCGUACCUGCACCAUAA
Messenger RNA from Racocetra fulgida, 864 nucleotides. The record is from the annotation of a GenBank genome assembly. NCBI's taxonomy places the organism in Eukaryota, Fungi, Glomeromycota, Glomeromycetes, Diversisporales, Gigasporaceae.